CCGGCUGGUUUGAUUGUGCUCUCUCGCGCGGCCCGCUCGCUCGUGCUCCCGCUCUCGUCAGGUACGUGUGUCCAGGUUACUCGCACGCGACGCCCCGACACGUCACGGUCUGUCCUCCGCGUCUUUUUAUCCUUCCGCUUGUCCGUCGCCGGCGAGACGGAGGCGCGCGCGCGCGCGCGCCCGCUCGACUUUUCCCCGAGGACGGCGAAGGCGCGCUCGGGUUUUCUCUGUCGUCUCGAGGGCUCGCCGAGGCGAAGUUUCGAGCACGAGUGAGCGCGAGACCAAGUGAAACGGGGAGUGAGGGAGACGGCCCGACAGCGCCGAAAGCGGCAGGAGAGAAAGAGAGAGGGAGAGAGAGAAGGCAUUCUCUCGAAAAAAGGGAAAACGGAACAGGGUGAGAGUCGUCCAGCAGAAUGAGAGAAAUCGCCAGAUACCGAUCGAGCAGGGAUCCGUCGGCCCUUCGCACGAGAGAUGGUUUUUAGAAGGAAGAGGGCAUGACGCACCGAACUCAUGCAGUGGCGAAAACACGUGCGCAUCAAGUACGGUGGUCGAGUCGGUGUCGGUCAAGGACAGCGGGAGCGGGAGCAGGUGCAGCUGCAGGUGCGCGUGGUGCAGCUGCAGCGGGAAGGGGGCGCACGACUCAGCUACGUCUGUCAUCAGCCUCAACUCUCGUCGACGGCUCGCCGCAGCUGCAGCGCAGCAGCCAUGCUCUGCUGCGGCCGCAGAAAGAGGACCUCGGAAAUGCGACAACGAUUAUUUGGAACAACUGUUCUCUGUGAAUUCCGCACAAACGCAAAAGGAGCUUGCACAACAGUUGGGAAUAAACGCAAUAAACCAUUUCCAAACGCCCACAUGAGAUGGGAAGAAUUCAGAAAGAAAGAAGGUCGGUUCCGCAUGAACUCAACAAAGCCAACACGAAUCAACGAGUGGCAG
Molecule: messenger RNA, 933 nt
Organism: Harpegnathos saltator (Jerdon's jumping ant)
Lineage: Eukaryota; Metazoa; Arthropoda; Insecta; Hymenoptera; Formicidae
Exons: 4
Source: RefSeq, a predicted model, not a curated record